Molecule: messenger RNA, 622 nt
Organism: Habropoda laboriosa
Lineage: Eukaryota; Metazoa; Arthropoda; Insecta; Hymenoptera; Apidae
Gene: RpL29
Product: 60S ribosomal protein L29-1
Exons: 4
Coding region: 79-312 (77 amino acids)
Biological process (GO): cytoplasmic translation
Cellular component (GO): ribosome; cytosolic large ribosomal subunit
Molecular function (GO): structural constituent of ribosome
Source: RefSeq, a predicted model, not a curated record
CAUUUUUUUCCUCCCUUUCUCUCGCUUCCGCUUUUGAGAGCUUGUCGAUAAUUUACGUAGGUCCUUUAAUACAAGAAAAUGGCAAAGUCUAAAAAUCAUACUAAUCAUAACCAAAAUCGAAAGGCUCACCGUAAUGGUAUCAAAAAACCAAAACGUUACAGACAUGAGUCCACGCUUGGUAUGGAUCUGAAGUUCCUGAGGAACCAACGUUUUGCAAAGAAGCAUAAUUUGAAACCAAAAGAGCAACUAAAAAAAGCAGAAAAGCGCAAGUCUCUUCAGCUAUCUGAAAGUUUUGUUAUAGUAAAAGUUUGAAAAAUGAAUUUGUAUCUCUUUCAUCCUGAUCUAUUGUUAUAUAUAUGUUCAUCCUCCAUACACAGUAAAGCUUCUCACAUUGUCUCUCAGCUGGAACUCAAUAGGGACAGUUUCAGUAGAGGGAAACUGUUUUUCGAGUCUCGCAGUUCGCCUUUGUAGUUCGCCGAAGGAAGACAAGGACAAUGAAUAAAAGAGAAGAAUGAAACGAAAGUUGAGGCAAUCGAGCGAUUUAAACACCAGCGUUUUUAUUAUUAAUUUUUUCUGUAUAAAGAAUUGAUAUGUUGAUGAGAUUGUUCUGAUCAAAAUGAGA